Messenger RNA from Cydia splendana, 1269 nucleotides. RefSeq lists its product as uncharacterized. Lineage: Eukaryota; Metazoa; Arthropoda; Insecta; Lepidoptera; Tortricidae. The record is from RefSeq and is a predicted model, not a curated record. The transcript is spliced from 2 exons. Bases 336 to 1103 code for a protein of 255 amino acids.
GCACACUCCAAAUAACUUUCAAAUCUCCGACCCAGCUGACCCCCGAUUCGCAAACGGGCAAUUAUGUGCUGCUCCCAAAAUUUACGAUAACAAUCAUUGCAAACCCAUCUUAUUUUACCGGUCCGUGUAUUUACGACACAUCGUCUACAUGUAUACCUUAUCUCAAAGACACAAGAUCUAGUAUCGAUGGUCAGUUCAAGGUUUGCUGUUUCUAGACUAAUAGAAAAAUAGUGGGGAACUUUCUUCGUAUAAAAGGCCAGGUAGGCUAGAGACCAUCAUCCAGUGUCGGAGAAAGGUGCUAACUCUCUAGUACUAACAAUUAGCUAAGAUCUAGAAUGGCGGCUAAGGUUGUUGUUUUCGUUGCGGCGUUGGCGGCCUGCGGUGCCGUGCCGGUCAUCAUUGACGACGAAUACAUCCCCGGAGUAGUGAUGCGCAUCGGUCGCUCUCCCAACGUCGCCUUCGGUUUCGGCAGCGGCUUCAGCAGCAACAUCGGCGGCAUCAGCCACUCCACUGGCAUGGGCACCUCCUUCCAGAGUGGCGAUGCUCAAGCCUACGGAGCUGGCUUGGGAAGCAGCAAUGGCAAUUACGCCAGUGGUGUUGGCAUAGCCAGCGCUGGACCAUCCUACCCAGUCUAUCAACAACAGCCAGACUACGGAAGACUUCGUAACAACUUCGGCUCCGCUGUCUCCUCAGCUCAAAACUACAACGGCCUUAACUCCGCCGUUUCCUCCACUCAAACUCAUAACGGACUCCAAUACGGAGCAGCGACUUCAGCCGCCCAGAACAACCUUCGUUACCAAUCCGCUGUGGCGUCCGCUCAGAACGUGAGGGGAUUAGGUUACAAUAACGAUUUCGGUUCAGCGGUAGCUUCUUCUGAGCAUUCUGGAAACUACGGCUCAGCUAUGUCUGCGGCUCAAAAUAAUGGGUUGGGACAUUUUGGGUCUGCUGUUUCGGCUGCUCAUAACAACGGACACUACAGAGCUAGCACUGCACAAGCUAUGCAAAACCAUGGAGGUGCUGUUCAGCACAGUGGAGCCUCCAGCGUCAAUGCGCCAGGACUCCAAGCUGCUCAAUCUCAUGCCGUUAACAGCGGCUUCUACUAAUUAUAAGGAAAUUGUGAAAAGACACUGAGACGACUUGUUAAACUUGUCUCAGUGUCUUUUGCAUUAUUGUGUGAUGAAUCUCAAUAAAAGGCUAGUUCUUAAAUACAACAGUUUUUAUUGUUGAACCAGUUUUUCCUUGACAUUUAUAUCUAUAGUCAUAUAAAUA